GGUCGACGAAGGACCCAGCCCACAUAGACCGGGUCCUUCGAAGGACCCAGCCCCUGAAUUGGGACACACCCGAUAUCAUCAAAACGACGGUUUACGUCAUUUCUGAACAAAACAAGUUUUCAGUAUUAGAAUUAUGACUUCCUGUUUGUCAUGUCCGAACUCCAGUCCAGUAGGUGGGGCUAAUGCACCUUACAGUUGGUCUGCCGUCGGCAUCAACGCCAGAAAGAAAAAUAAAGCGUCCUCCAGAGCUGCUGUCAAGAUCAGCUAAACAACAGCUUCUUUUGAUCCCAGUCGGACAAAGAUGAGUUCCAGAUUACCGCCCGCAGCGCUCUCUUUAAAACAGUUCCUACAGAGGCAGAAGGUUUUGGCAGUUUACAGGAACAUGUUCAGGACCAUUCGCCAGGUUCCGGACGAGGCAGACAGGAAGUACCUGAGAGACUGGGCCAGGGAGGAAUUUAAGCGGAACAAGAACGCCACCAACCAGGAUGUAAUCCGCAUGAUGAUCUCACAGGCCAGCAACCACCUGGAGGAGCUGCAGAAGUCUCUGGCACUGGCUAAAAGUUGACAUAUGCAUUCUUCAUGUUUCUCCUGAGGAUUGUUCUGGACUUUUCUUCAGCAAAGAAAAUUCAGGCUUUCAGUUUGAAAGCUGGGACAAUAUCAAAGCACCUGUAGUGGCCCAGUGAGCAUCUGCCAGAAUGUAUUCAAUGAGAAUUAAAGAGGGAACAAAGAAACUACAA
Messenger RNA from Girardinichthys multiradiatus, 737 nucleotides. It is a transcript of the gene lyrm2, whose product is annotated as LYR motif containing 2. Lineage: Eukaryota; Metazoa; Chordata; Actinopteri; Cyprinodontiformes; Goodeidae. The record is from RefSeq and is a predicted model, not a curated record. The coding region runs from base 302 to 565 and encodes 87 amino acids. Gene Ontology annotation, cellular component: mitochondrion. The transcript is spliced from 3 exons.